Molecule: messenger RNA, 3827 nt
Organism: Spirodela intermedia
Lineage: Eukaryota; Viridiplantae; Streptophyta; Magnoliopsida; Alismatales; Araceae
Source: the annotation of a GenBank genome assembly
AUGGAAGCUGCAUUAGACCAGGACGGCCAUGGCGCGGCGCUGCUCCACGGCCGACCGGAAGAUCUGCAGCAAUCGACUGGCCAUGAUUCGCCCGGAGUCAACGGUAGGGUUUCUUCGGCCGCACCAGAGCGGAAAACCGUGAAGGUAGUAAGCAUUCAAUCCUCGACGACGUUUUCCUUCCCUGAUUGCUCGGCGGCGAUGGCGGCUUACAAGGCGAGAUGCCCUCUUACUUUGUGCAGAAACCUGGAUCAGACCGAGGUGAUCGCCUGAAGGGCUGCAACAACUUCAACAAGGAGAAGAAGGGACAGACUGCCCCAGCCGCAAUUUCCCAGAACCAAAGGAGGAUGGCCGCCAUAUCCGAGGGCCUUUCUCUCCCUGCGAAGGUCGCCCACAAUGGCGGCUCGAGGAAGGCCACCGCCAGUGCGAAGCCGCUGAAGCCUGGAGCGGAAGGUCAGCCCCCAAAUGCCCUGAAGCUCGGAUCCUCUGGCUCAAACUACUUCCAUGGUUUCAUGUGUCUUCUCUUCUCUUUGGUUUGCUGACGCAAUUGCAGGAGUUCUUCAGAGCAGUGACUCACCUUCCAAGCCGAGAGCUCUUCCGACCUUGGUAGGUUGACUUUUGCAGCUGAGAUGGCUGCUUCUCUCUGUCAUCGUCCUCUCCAACAUGAUCACCCCCUUUUCCAAAAUUUAGGCUUUGAAAUCUGGUUCAGUGGAUGCGACUUCCGACGACAACACAUCUGAAGUGCCACAGUAAGCUGAUCUUCCUCCUCUGGGUUACAAGAUUCAGAGCUUCACUUGUCUCGGUCAACCAUCUGCCCAUAAUUCUGCAGACUGCGCAUGCUAUCUAAGAUUUUUAUGGCUGAAUAGGAACAGAAGAAGGUUUUCAUAGCAAUAGAACCGCCCAUAGAGAGAGAAAUGCUCUACUGUUCUUGGUGGUGCCUUCGUCUUUGGUAAUUUAUGGCUUGAACAAAAAAAAAAAGCCUUUUUGUUUAAGAAUAUGGCGCUGUAAAAGCAGCAUUCAAGUAUUAAUUUAUGGGAUAAUUGGGUCGCCGAUCCUCGAUCAAUCUUGCUGAUUUGGAAACCUAUUAUUAUCAUCUAGAAUGCCUUUCGAUCCCAAAUAAUGAAUGCUCAGAGUUUUAAUACACAAAGGAUAUCGAUUCCAUUUCCAGAAGCGAGAGUCCUGGAAGUGCAUCUCAGAGGAAGAGCAGCUCCUCUGGCUUUGCCUUCAGGUUGGAUGUACGCGCUGAAAAACGGAAGGAGGUGUGCAUGUUCAUGAAAAUCAUAUGUUUUUUGCUGCCAAAUAUGCUAUGAUCUGAUCUGGUGCGGCUGGACCAGUUCUUCAUGAAGCUUGAGGAGAAGAUACAGGCCAAAGAAGAGGAGAAGACGAACUUGCAGGCGAAAUCAAAGGUGCUGAGAGUUGGGAAGAUGGAAACUUGUUUGAUUAAUCUCGUUUAUGGCCUCUGCCCAGUUCAUCUUAGAUUAAACUAAUCAGACCCACUGGAGUUUUUUUGAUCUAGGAAAACCAGGAGGCGGAGAUCAAGCAGCUGAGAAAGAGCUUGACGUUCAAGGCCACACCCAUGCCCAGUUUCUACAAGGAGCCGGAGCCCCCUAAAGCUGAACUGAAGAAGGUAUUACGCUUCUAUUGUAUCGAUUCAUGACUUCUAUCCUCAAGCUUUACCUGCAGAGAUUCUUGGCGCAGAUCCAGAUGGCCAUAAAUGCCCGGCCGCCAUUUUUUUUCAUGUCAAGCUGUGAGCAUGAAUUAGAUUGUUUUCACUUAAAAACAUAGUAUUAAGGAGAAGAGAGCUGCUGGAGACGGCCAAGGAAGAGUGUGUGUGUGUGUGUGUGUGUGUGUGUGAGAGAGAGAGAGAGAGAGAGAGAGGGAGAGAUGGAGCGCCGAGUUAUAAAUGAGACAGCUCUGGAAAUAAAAAUAUAUAUAAUUCACGACGUAUUUUUAUAUAAAUAAUUUAAAUAUGUGGAGUUUCAUGACGACGAUCUUCCUGGAUGCUGCCAUGUUUUCUGUGGAGAAGAAAAAGGCUGUGUUUUCUGCACAACCUUCAUUCAUUUGUGACUGGUCUAGAUGUCAAAAUAUGCGUCCCCAGAAUUCGUUUUGAGUGGCUUAAUCCGUUGAUUUCCAUAUUAUUGGUCUACAGACUUCAAUCCCUGCUCUUGAUAAUGAUAAUAGGAUACAUCAAAAUAUUUAUGAAAUAACUCUAUCAUGGAAAUUUAUUUAUUUUUUUCUAGUGAGCUGCUGGCUGAUUGAAUCGAUGGGUUUUCCUCAUCAUCCAAUUUGACUUAUGGCCACAGAGCUUCAUAAAUCUUCACAAAUCACAGACUGGGGUGGAUUAACCUAGUGAUAUGAGCCUUGAAAGUUACUGUCUUGUUGUUCUAAAAUUUAUUUUUAUUUCAAAUUCCUUCCUGGUGUUUGUUGUUCGUGAUAAUAAUAGGAUAAAUAUUGUUAUUAUUAUUAUUAUUAUGAUCAUCCUCUAUAUAUAUGCAUGCUGCUUGAUUGGACUUCGGGAAGAGCUUGGGUUUGAUCGAUUAAUGAACCGGGUAGAAGCACAUAUGAUUAUUAUGAUCAUUGUCUGUUUAUAUGCUGCCUGAUUAUACGAAAUCGGAAAGAACUUGGGUUUGAUCGAUUAAAGAACCGGGUAGGAGCAGAUAUUGUUAUUAUUAUGAUCAUUCUCUGUAUAUAUGCUGCUUGAUUAGACGACGUCGGAAAAUCUUGAGUUUGAUCGAUUAAAGAACAGGGUAGGAGCAGAUAUUAUUAUUAUGAUCCUUCUCUGUAUAUGCUGUUCGAUUGGACGUCGAGAAGAGCUUGGCUCAGAUCCUGAUGCAGCCGUUUCUCAUGAGGAUCUUCGCAGAUUCCGACGACCCGGGCGGUGUCUCCGAAGCUCGGACGCCGGAAGCCCUCCGCCGCUUCGGAGAGCUCCCCUGAAGGCGAGAGGAACAGGCCGAACGGAGGCCCAGCCAACGGGAAUGGAGGACCGGUCGUUUCCAAGAAGACAACUCGCAAGUCGUCUUCUCCGGCGCCGGCGACGGCCAAGCCAAACGCGAAAGCCGCCGCCGCCGCCGCCGCUGCCCCAAGGCCAGAGGUGGAAGCGGAAGGGAAGCCCAGCGGGGGGGAGUCGGAGCAGUCGGCUCCGUGAACGGCGCCGGCGACGGGGACGGCGAAGGGACGGGCAGAGGAGAAUGCCAAGGCUUCCGGAAGUCCCCGUCCCUGAGAGGAAGAAGAAGAAGAAGAGGCCGAGAGUGUGAGUGGUGUGCUCUCUCGCUGGUUGCUGUCGUCCAGAUUUGUGUACAGUAGAGAGAGAGAGAGAGAGAGAGGGUCUGUCUGUUUUUUCAUGGAGUUGUAUGCGGCGAUUACGACGCAGUCAUCUUUGCUCUGUUUCUAAAUUAUCGACGGUCUCCCGUCGCAGCGAGCAGGUGAGGCUGCUGGGCUGGCAGGGAGCCGAGGAGGGUGAGACCUCUUGUUUUCAGGCUUUCUUGCCGCCCUCUCCUACAAUGCACCUCUCUCUACCCUCUCUCUCUCUCUCUCUCUCUCUCUCUCUCUCUCUCUCUCUCUCUCUCUAUCUAUAUCCCUGUUUAUUUAAUCAUAAUAUAGACGACAUUGUUUGGUGCCGUCGGUGAGUAUGCGUCUGAAGACGGUAGACGACCGAGCUUAUUCUUCUUUCUAUACACGGGACGCCGACACCCGAACAACCCGACUCUGACUGGUCUGUCCCUCUCCGUCGGCUGCCCCGCGUUAGAGAGAGAGAGGUAGAGAGAGUGUGGUGGGCUGAUGAAACCGAGCUGGGUCUUUCCCGCUCCGUCUACCCGCCCUGCGUUAGCUAG